Messenger RNA from Prosopis cineraria, 520 nucleotides. RefSeq lists its product as uncharacterized. The record is from RefSeq and is a predicted model, not a curated record. The transcript is spliced from 4 exons. NCBI's taxonomy places the organism in Eukaryota, Viridiplantae, Streptophyta, Magnoliopsida, Fabales, Fabaceae. The coding region runs from base 1 to 477 and encodes 158 amino acids.
AUGGCACCAAAAAGGAAGGAAUCAAUAAAGGACAAUUUGUGUUGGACUUCUGAAAUGGAUGAAAAAUUCAUUAAUGCCUUAUUGGAAGAGACAAUGAAAGGAAAUAGUCCUGACGGCACAUUUUCAACAUUUGCAUAUGAUAAUAUGUUUCUCUCUCUUGCUCUCACCCGAUUCCAUUGCCUUCGAAGACCAUUUGUCAGCCAUUGCCGUCCGUUCAAGCUGCUGUCGCCGUCUAUAAGUGCUGCAUCGCUGGCCGUCACUUUCGCCGUCACCAUUGCUCGGAAUUUUCGUCGCUGCCGUACCACCAUUCGUCUUCUUCCAAGAAUUUGGUUCUUCUUCUUCCAUUGUUUGGUGGGUGUUGCUCUAAAUGGCUGGUUCUGCGUGGUUGCAUUUUCUUCAUACUUUGAUUUUAGCUUUUGUCCUGAAGGAGAUGAGUCCGAUAAGAUGGGUUUUGUUACCACCACUUCUUUUGUUUGAUCUCCUAACCAAGGAUGUCAUCAGUAGCGUGAAGUCUUCAAAU